Molecule: messenger RNA, 2180 nt
Organism: Pseudogymnoascus verrucosus
Lineage: Eukaryota; Fungi; Ascomycota; Leotiomycetes; Thelebolales; Thelebolaceae
Exons: 3
Coding region: 46-2124 (692 amino acids)
Biological process (GO): amino acid catabolic process
Molecular function (GO): L-amino-acid oxidase activity; polyamine oxidase activity
Source: RefSeq, a predicted model, not a curated record
CUAUCUCUUUAACCCGAAAUUCAUCCUUCGUCAUAAGCUCUCACAAUGAGUUCUUCUGUCUUCCUUGGCUUAACAGCUGCUGCUGCUCUGUUCUUACCAGCUACCAGUUCCGCAAUUGUUGCCCGUCAUGAGUCUGUUACCUUUCGAGGACCUGUCACUAUUGAAGCCAAUGGCAUGAGCAACAUACACCUUACUUACAAUGUUCCGAUUGAUGGAGUACUGUCCCUUCAUUACGGCGCAUGUAAUACUCCUAUUACUGUUCAUAAGGAUUCCCACCAUCAUUUGAUCGGCCGCACGGAAGUUGGAUCACAUCCUUUGGCCAGACGCAACGCUCAGUGGAGGGAUAGCAGGCCAGAAAAAUUCGUCUGGCUUGUCCCAGAGAAAUUACCUGACUCAGGAUGUCUCCAUGCUUAUGCUGGCUCGGAUCUGAUUGGAAGAUCAGAGCCGAUCACAGUCCAGAAGAAAAGCUCUAGGCGCUCUGUCGUGCUUGGGGACAUCGCUGAUGCCGAAGGCCCUUGGUUCGAUGGCGUGCAGUAUCUCAAGUCGAAGGAGCCGGGCAAGGUUUUUGUAGCACAGGCUAAGUCGAAGUCCAUUGGUAUCUUGGGAGGUGGCAUGUCUGGAUUGAUGAGUGCUUAUCUGCUAAACUCUGCGGGCUUUCAUAAUUGGAAAAUCAUUGAGGCCUCUUCACGAGUUGGUGGGAGGGUUCACACUGCCUAUCUCAAUGGUACGAGAUCGGAUCAGUAUCAAUAUCAGGAAAUGGGACCUAUGAGAUUUCCCGUUGAAACCUUCUACCCCGAUACUAAUGAGACUAUUCAAAUUAAUGACCAUAAAAUGGUCUUUCAGCUUGCCGAUGCUUUAAAUAAGAUGAAUAAGAAGCGACCAGAUUACAAAGUUAAUUUCAUUAAGUGGAUCCAAAGCAAUCCCAAUACUCCCGCAACCACGCCAAGGCGACUCCCAGAUGGCCGUGUACCUACAUCAGCUGAUAUUAAAGCCAACCCUUCGUUAGCGGCAACACCGAAUUAUACGAAUGCCACUGCCGUGAAAGAAGCUGCGGCGGCAUAUGAUGCCUGGAUGGGUGUUGACGAAUCUGCUUUAAAGGCCCUGGCUAAGAACGUUUUUGAAGCGCACAAAGCGGCGGUAGAGCACGGGAUCCUCGAUUUCUCCGAGGCUGGCUAUCUCCGCUAUAAACUAGGGAUCGAUCCCAACAUAGCAGAUCAAGUUUCCUCACUCGGAGACAAUUAUGACUCCUGGUAUUACGAUACUGGCUACUUCGGCGCUACCAACUGGCGCACUAUCGACCAAGGUCUUAGCCGUCUCCCACGUGCUUUCGAACCUCUUGUUAUGGAGAAAACUAUGUUCCAAACCGCCGUCCAGGAACUGUCUUACAACAGCGCCACAGACAAAAUAUCCGUCAAAUACCGUCCUGGAAGCCCCUUUAGAACUACUCCAGAGUCCAUAGACUUUGACUACGUUAUCACAGCUGUUCCUUUCUCAAAGGUCCGACUGUGGCGUCUCCCCCAAUACUCUUCACUUCUUAGCCGCGCAAUCAAUACUCUUAACUAUGAGCAAUCGUGCAAGAUUGCUCUUCACUAUAAGACACGCUUCUGGGAACACCUCGAUAAGCCUAUCCUGGGUGGUUGUGGAAGCACUGACAUCCCUGGUGUUGGCAGUAUCUGCUACCCCUCGUACAAACUCAACUCUACCGGGCCUGGCGUUAUGCUUGCCUCCUAUGUCAGCGGCACACUUGCGCGCACAACGGGUUCAAUGAAAGAAAAGGACCACGUAGCGCUAAUUCAACGCGCUAUGAUCGAGGUUCAUGGCGAUAUUGCGCGCGAACAAUGGACUGGGAAAUAUGACAGACAUUGCUGGGAGAAUGACGAGUUUCAGUCUGGCGCCUGGUGCUCACCAGAGGCCGGGCAGCAGGCCCUAUAUUUGCCGGCCUACUUCAGGACUGAGAUGAAGACCGUCUUUGUCGGUGAACAUACUAGUUACACGCAUGCUUGGAUUUGGAGUGCCCUCGAGUCGGCAGUUAGAGGCACCACGCAAUUGUUGCUUGAUAUGGGAUUAGUGGAUGAGGCUAAGGACAUCACUAAGGAGUGGAUGGCGAGAUGGAUGAAGAUGUAAAUACAGUACUUAGUACUACAUAUAUUUUAAGUGACGUUCGCAAUGGCAUAAUAGGC